Messenger RNA from Kuraishia capsulata CBS 1993, 2523 nucleotides. RefSeq lists its product as uncharacterized. Lineage: Eukaryota; Fungi; Ascomycota; Pichiomycetes; Pichiales; Pichiaceae. The transcript has a single exon. The coding region runs from base 1 to 2523 and encodes 840 amino acids. The record is from RefSeq and is a predicted model, not a curated record.
AUGUCCGAAGACGAACCAAGAGUGAUAUACUCGUCCUCCCUGUUGUUCUCGAAACCUCCGGUGGAGGCAAUGGAGGUGUUGAAGAUCCGCCAUGCACAAUUGAACGAGAUAAACAAAAGCAUGGCCAGCUUUUUCGCUGAUUAUGGCAGAUUGCGUGUCCAGUAUCUAAACGAGCUGGGCAAGGUACUCAAAAGGGGUGAAACCCUGUUUAGCGGGCCGAAAUUCCAGAAUGACAAGGUGGAAGCUUUGGGUUUGUUGAAUCCACUAUGGCAUUCCGUGUUGAAGCAACUUGUUGAUGAAUUCGAUAGUGUUCAGAAGAACAACGACGUUCUGGCCAGUCAGGUUGUGCAUCCACUCAAGGGCUAUGCCAAACAAUAUGACUCCAACCUUGUAGAGAUGGACGAUUUAACUACUCUGGCCAGUCAGAUGAGCACCCUGGAGGCAUCUGGAUCUCAGGGAACGGAACUCCAGGGUUUGAAGAACGAGUGGGAGAGCCGUGCUCCUUACUUCUUUGAAAUCUUUGAAACCUACGAUUUCAACCGGAUUGUGUUUCUGAAAAAUGCGUUGCUCAAGUAUCAAACCGACGUGAAUGAUUCUCUUGACCAGAAGAAAAAGCUGAACGAAACGGCUCUUGAGUUGGUGCUUAAUCUGAAUCCUGCUGACGAGAUUGCGCGCUUUUCCGAGGCUGCCGGUAAGCAAACGUUUGACGUUCCUCAGCCUAAAGAGAGAAUUGUUUCAACGUCUUCUGAAUCUACAACUCCCGGUCACAAGCAUCGUUCUUCGCAUAUAUUCCCACAUAGAAAGAACAGAGACUCGGUGGUUGCAACUCCAACCAAACACUCUGCUCCUCCUAUAGCGCAUACUCCGUCUUCAGCCGCUUCUGCCCGUGAUAACCAUUCCAUCCAAACUGAACGUUCCGAUUUGAGUCCCAGCAAACAGAAGACGAAGCUGAGAUCGAAGGUGGGAUCCAUUUUUGGACGGAAGAAGGAUAAAAAGCGAGUGACUUCUUCGCUGGAGCCUCUGGGGUCUGAGUCGUCGUCUCUGGUCUCGGGGUCUCGUAACGCUUCAACUUUGAGUUUGGGUCGUUCAGCUGCUGCUCCUCCUGUCCCCUCCAAGGAGACUGAAGCUGCGACUGCUCCACCAGCAAUUGCCGCUGAUCCGGUUGCACCUGUCAGUUCUGCUGCUCCACAAGCUGUGGCUGAAUCAGAACCGGACACUGCCUCCUCGCAGCCUGUAUCAACUUUCACACCAAUGCAAGUCACCAAACGCGCCAGUUCUGUGAAAUCCUCGGAGCUAUUAGCGUCUGCCCCAGCUUCUAUCCCAGCUCCAGCCUCGGUUGGGGCCCCAACUCCAAUCUCAACAACUGGUCACACAGUGGUUGCUCCACCACCACCUGCUGCUCGCAAACAUGGUGGUGCUUCCUCGGUUUCAGGCUCCGAGCCUUUCGGUUCGCCUGAGCAAAUUCGCACCGUUCCACACGCUGCCACUGCUCCCCCUCCUCCAACUCAGAGACAGAGCAUGGUGUUUGCCAAUGGGUCAGCCUCGGGAUCAGCUUCGGGCCUGACACCUCCAUUCAGAGCUGCAAGUGUAGUUUCCCACUCUUACAACGGGGAAGCUGCUCUGACGCCCCAGGGAACGGGUGCAAUGAGUAUCAUGUCCAAUCAGACUGGCGGAUUACUGAGUAAUGGCCAGAUCCACCAUCCUCAACUCACCUAUCCCGGCUUGAAUGCCAGUGUGGUGGAACUGUUCAAUGCCAGUUAUAAAAAUGGCGUUCUGCAACGGGCCAACGUGGUUGGAGAAAUAGCCUUCAGCUUUAUUGUGAGCGAGAACGUGAGUCCUCCGAAGAGCAUCCUGCUCCAGCUGGGCUCGCUUUCUGCUGGUGCUCCCAACUCCUUUCUGGUGAAUGACACCUUCUUGAAGCAAAAUUCUGAGUCCUCCUUCACCAUCACCGAUCCCAAGCAGAUUGUUCUUCGUGCGAUUGGGGGUCUGAAAUAUGUAUUGAACACUCCUCAGCCGCCUAUCUCCAUCCAACAGAUCUGGAGAUACGAGCCACACCAGGCUUCUGCUGUUAUCUUGGUUAAAAUCUCGCCAGAGGUCGCAAGCAGAAUGGGCCCAGAAGACUCUCUGGUGCUGAGCAACUUCGUUAUCGCACUGUCCAUUGCCGGGGCACCUGCCAGUUCGGCUGCAACCAAGCCACCAGCCAGUUUCAACAGGGAAAAGGCCAGAGUCACGUGGAACUUGUCUUCCUCUCCGCUGGUUCUUAAGGUUGGUCAGGAGGAGAAAUUCACCGUUAGGUUCAUGACGGCUGGCCAGGCCCAUGAGUCUGACAGCGGAUGUCAGGUCCGCUUCACCAUCAACAACGACGAUGGAGUUCACUUUGUGGACUCCGGGUUCACUAUUCAGCAGCAGGCUGUUCUGGAUUCCGAGGAGGAUCCUUUCAGUUCGACUGAAAACGUUGGUGAAUGGACGUACAUCCCAACAUUGAAGACCGUGGUGGCCGGCGCAUACUCUGGUCAUAGUUAG